Messenger RNA from Paramecium octaurelia, 585 nucleotides. The record is from the annotation of a GenBank genome assembly. NCBI's taxonomy places the organism in Eukaryota, Ciliophora, Oligohymenophorea, Peniculida, Parameciidae.
CUGGAAUUAAAAAUGGAUAGUGUGAAGAAGGAACACUCAUACACCUAUUGGGUUAAAAAUGACCCCAAUCAUCCCAAAAUAGAUUGCUAACCAAAGAAGGUGGAAGACCCUUCUCAAGUAUAACAAGUGCAAACUAUAGGAUCUCAAUGGAAUGUAUCAGGAACAUGGGAAGAAAAGAAAGUGCCAAUGAACGAACUCAAGAAAUCCCUUGAAAAUAUCAUAGGAGUAAGAGUUACAUUUAAUAUCUAUUUUUAGAUGAAGAUCGGUUAAACCAAGAUUUCAGCAGUCGAAUCUGUUGAUGGAGAAGCUCAUCUAUAUUUGAGCAGAGGUAAGAAGAGAAUGGGUUAUCACUUGAAAAUCACAUAUGCAUUAGAAGACGACGGAUAAAUUAAAUACACAGACUUUACUGAUGAUGGAGAUAGAGAUGUAAGAAUUGAAAAUAUAUUAUAAGUAUGUGCUCGAAGAUGUCACUGAUUAGACAGUCAAGCAUUAAAUCGAGGACUUACAUUUAAUAACCAAAGAAUUUGUAGAAAUGUUUAAGAAUUGACUGUAUUAAAUUGUGUAUUUAAUUUAUUAUUACAAAAC